AGGAAGAAGGACAUUUAUUUCGUGGGUCUGUGUCUGUCGAAGACUGGUUGAGGGUGUGAUUGAGAGGGAGUGUGUAACGGGCAGUGUGAGAUUUGGCUCCACUGAGGUUUGCAGCUUGCGGUGCUUGUUAGCCUGGACAGUAACAACUUGCUGAAAAGACCAUACAGAACGGAGCACAGACAGGGAAAGGGGCACAAGGAAUGAAAGGAGCAUAAAGGGAGCAGAAAAAAGGAGCAAAGGCACGACAGAGUCAACGCCGCAGACACGAGAGUGACAGACGACAGAGACUGGCAGAGAACGAGGAAGAGAAAAAGGGGGAGAAAGAGACCAGUUGUUUGGAGUAGAUAGUACACCAGACACCGACAGAGGGAAAGCUUGCAGACUGGUGCUGGCAUGGCAGACGCAGAUUUGGACUUCCAGACCGGCGAUGCUGGGGCAUCUGCCACUUUCCCCAUGCAGUGCUCUGCCCUGCGCAAGAACGGCUUUGUCGUGUUGAAAGGUCGGCCCUGCAAGAUUGUCGAAAUGUCCACCUCCAAGACUGGCAAGCACGGACACGCCAAGGUCCAUAUGGUCGGUAUAGACAUCUUCUCUGGGAGGAAGUAUGAAGACAUCUGUCCCUCUACUCACAACAUGGAUGUUCCAAACAUCAAGAGAAUGGACUACCAGUUGAUCGGAAUACAGGACGGGUACCUGUCUCUCCUCCAGGACAGUGGGGAUGUGCGGGAGGACCUCAAGAUGCCUGAAGGAGACCUGGGAAAGGAGAUUGAUGCAAAGUAUGAUGCUGGAGAGGAGAUCCUGAUUACUGUUGUAUCUGCGAUGAAUGAGGAAUGUGCAGUUGCUGUCAAAGCCAUGGCUAAGUAAAGUACUGCAGGGGUUGCAAGAUGUGUUGGACCUGAAAAAGGAAAGAAUACGACCUCAACAUUGCUAUUCUUCCUCUUUCUUCUUUUUCUUCAAAUCAGCCGGUCCUUCUUUCUUUCUGUACUUUCUGGCUCUUCUUUGGGUUAAGUUAGAAAUUUAAAUUUAAUAAAUAACAGGAAAUUAAAUACAAAGGAAAAAGUCUUUAUAUAUACAUGCAAGGUAAUGGUACAUGCUAAUAUCAGUAAAUAAAGAUUUAACAGAAAAAUAGAUCAGGGAGGUGUGUAUUCUCACUCAGCCUCCUAUGGGUAUUGUGGGUAAUGGUAAUUUGGAUGGUGGCAAAUGUUCUUGGGCCAAAAUGGAAUGAUUUGUCCACCACCCUCCAAAAAGGCAGAAUUGCUUUUCUGGUUUUAACUUUUAAAGGGCUCCUUCUCUCAAAAGCAGUUUCUCUUCUGUUUUGGUAUGAGCUGGUUUAGUUCUUCUGUGUGGUAAUCCCUACUAGUCACCUCCAUACUACUACCUGCCUUUAAAAACCACUGUUAGGCCAUAUUAGGACCACAAUUACAUGCAGGGUUCUAAUGGUUGAUACUUUAUUAAUAAUAGUGAUUCAAUUAGUUCAAUUUCAGAAAAUAAUGAAAUGCACUUGUCAGUCAGUUUGUUUGUUUUCUCUCCAUACAAUGAUUUAUGUCAGCCUUUUUAUGACAAUGUUACUAUUCAAACUAGCUGGCACACAAGGUUUUCAGUGUUUCAGUAGUGUUGUAGCAACACUGUGCCAGUAGAACAGUAGUGACAGUACUGUCAAGAGAACGUUGUUUGUUAGCUGAUAAAAUCAAGGAUGAUUGUUUUCACAGACCCAUAAUGUCACAGAACCCAGUUUUAAUUGUCACUCUUUACCCUGCUGGUGCAGUUACAAUUACUUUUUUUCCUCCCAAACUGUCAUAAAUCCUCCAUGAAGUUUGAUGUCAUUCAUCCCCACCACCCAAACUUACGCAAUCAUCCUUCAGUUUAAAUGCUUCUUCCAAGCCAUUUGUGCUCACCCUUAACCCAAAAUUCAGAAGUAUACCUUCAGACAGAUAAUUCCACUAGGAAAGGUGAAUGAUAUAAUUUUCUCCUCUUAAUGGCAUACUAUGCAGGAUUUUAAUCUUAAAAAUAUUGUAAAAUAACCAUGCUAAGCCAUAUCUGUGAUGCACUGCACUCUGUCCUUACUCACUUUCGCCAAAUUACUGGACCAUCACUUGUAUUUAUUCUAAAAUGUGUUUGGGACGUUACUGGGGCGUAACAUUCUUUUCUGUGUAGGGAGGGGUGGGUGUGGCUACAGAGCCUGUGGUUUGGGCUCAGCUAUCAGUUGUUAGCUUUGUGGCUGCUGCAAUGGCAAAGAAGCCCAGAUACUGCGAAUGUUCAAGAAUUGAAGUUAACCUUGGAAUUGAUUUCUCUUGGUGGCGUCAGCUGAAGUUUGCCAAGGGGAUGAAAAACGACGCAGAAUUGACUUGUUUUCCGAUGGACCUGUGGGUGACGUUACCUCUUGUUAUCCAGCAGUUACAUUGGGUAGCUAGAUGGCCAAAGUCAGGUAGACUACUCGAGAUGAGUGCGCAGGCUUGAAGACAGAGGAGGAGACUUCUUUGUAAACACAUGACCACAGAAAAGAUAAAAAAUCCUGCGUUGUAUGCCUUCAAUCCUAGAAACCUCCCAACAGACCAUUGGUUUAUUUAUUAUUCACUUAAUUUCAAAUCAUUUUAAUUAUGUUCUAGAACUCUAAAGGUAUUGAUGUUUUGUUUAGCCUAGGCUAUCAUUUUACCAGCAAGUACUGUACUGACAAAAUACGGAACAGUGGUAGUAGUUCUAGUGGGAGUGAAUAAGACUUUUGACUUGGUCUUGUUGAUUUUGGAGAUAAGUACCCACUUGUAUAAGAAUCCUAGUCCCUAAUUGAAGCUGUUACAUUUUACUUACUGUGACAAAUAGGGACAAGCACUCCAUUUUUACACUGGAAUCACUAGAUUUGGUUAAAUAGGGGAUUUUAUUUUACAGUUUUAUUACGAUUUCAUAGACCUAGCCACUGUGGCAUUAUGCAGUCAGUUUUACUCCUCCUUUGAGAAAAGCAGGGCAGAGAAGUGAAGUGUAUUCGUGUAUAUAUUAAGGGCGUAUCCAAACCUGAACACUCUUCAUUCAUUGGUAAGUCAUGGAAUUCCCAUGUUACUACGAAAAAGAACUUGUCAUUCACAAAUUAAAAGUGAGCAUUAAAUGGAAAUGAGUCAGACUUUCUAAUAAGAAAAAGACUGGAAAUCUCCCUCUAUAGCUAUUCAGGAACCAUGGAAAAUCACUUCCAAAGGAGCAGCAUAAUGGAAAAAAAAUAAACAGCACUUUCUUGCACAGUAUAAA
Molecule: messenger RNA, 3231 nt
Organism: Anguilla anguilla (European eel)
Lineage: Eukaryota; Metazoa; Chordata; Actinopteri; Anguilliformes; Anguillidae
Product: eukaryotic translation initiation factor 5A-1
Exons: 6
Coding region: 394-861 (155 amino acids)
Biological process (GO): positive regulation of translational termination; positive regulation of translational elongation
Molecular function (GO): translation elongation factor activity; RNA binding; ribosome binding
Source: RefSeq, a predicted model, not a curated record